AUGUCGUCCCCCACCAAGGCGAGUUCAGCACAACUGGACGCGGUGAAGAAAUACCUUAAGAACUUCGAUCACAAGAAUGACACGGAGAGUAUAAAUGGAUUUGCUGAUCUCCUCAAGGAGCUUAACAUCAAAAUGGCUGUGUUCGACUUCGACCUUACCAUAAUCGGUGCCCACUCAGGAGGAUAUGUUGAUAAGGCCAACGAUGUGGACCACAUCGGAACUUCAGUGACGAGCCACUUCAAGAUUCUCUCCAAGGCGCUCAACGAGAGAGGAAUAAAAAUUACCGUGGCGACGUUUUCUGACAAUGAGGCCAUCCGGUACAGCCGCGCCAGAAACCCCACCCUUAUUUCGGGCGAGGAGAUGGUUAAUUACAGCAUGAAGAAUAGCAAGUGCGAUGCGAAGAUCGAGAAGGUCUAUGCCUACUACCCCCCGUAUUAUCGAGAGCCUCGCCAGUACAGACCGUUGGGUUUGGACAAGCCAAUGAGUCACGACAAGUCGUACCAUUUGAAGCAGAUUAGGACUGACUUUGGAGUGAAUGUCGAUGAAAUUCUAUUCGUGGAUGAUGACAUGAACAACUGCACCUCCGCCAAAAAGGAGGGAUAUUUGACAUUCAACGUUAUGGGGAAAAAUGGCUUCAACUUCAAAAGUGUAAAAGUUAUGUAG
Plasmodium knowlesi strain H is the source of this 663-nucleotide messenger RNA. RefSeq names its product P36-like protein. The record is from RefSeq and is a predicted model, not a curated record. NCBI's taxonomy places the organism in Eukaryota, Apicomplexa, Aconoidasida, Haemosporida, Plasmodiidae. The transcript has 6 exons. Bases 1 to 663 code for a protein of 220 amino acids.